Messenger RNA from Tripterygium wilfordii, 3958 nucleotides. RefSeq names its product protein ACCELERATED CELL DEATH 6-like. Gene Ontology annotation, molecular function: protein phosphatase 1 binding; protein phosphatase regulator activity. The transcript is spliced from 5 exons. The coding region runs from base 1478 to 3616 and encodes 712 amino acids. Gene Ontology annotation, cellular component: plasma membrane. Lineage: Eukaryota; Viridiplantae; Streptophyta; Magnoliopsida; Celastrales; Celastraceae. The record is from RefSeq and is a predicted model, not a curated record.
UCUUCCAUGGCUCGAACCCACAAUUUUACGAACUACAGAAGAGUUCAUAUUUCGCACAGAAACCCAUUUGGCUGGUUGUUUGAGAUGCUGACCAAAAACCAUGGGAAGGCUUGAUGUCGACAUUGACGUCGAAAGGGGUUGUCAUGGGAGAGGUGAUAUCAAAUCCAUCGAACCCCCUCUUCGAAGAAUUCAAAAGGUGGGUCUUUGGAUUUCAGUUUAUGAUUCAGAAAUCACUCGUUUGUUCAACCAUCAGAUUCGAUUAUCGUUCUAGUCUUCUUGAAAGAGUUUCAGCUUAUAAGAAGCUAACUGAGUCCGCCAUUUUUGAGACUGUAAGUCCUUUAGGCAACGCAUUGGUUCAAGUAGCUGAAGCCAUGGAAAUACAGAGAUUGUAAUGCGAUUAGCUCAUAAAUGUCCACUCACUCCCAAGAAGUGGAACUUAAAGCAGCAAAAGCUGGACAAUAUGAGGCUGUGUUAAUUCUCAUUCGACUACAACAGUACAAAGUGAGUAUCUUGAGAUGUUAUUCAAUCUGGCCUUUGUCUCUUCAUCUUGGCCUGAGGUUGGGAGGAACAAGAAAAAGAAGGGAGUCAACAAUCAAGAUGGAAGGCUGCAAGCGAAUUCACAAAUACCCGCUGCUGUUGUUGAUGCUGCCAAAAGAAGGAAAACAGAGAUAAUUGUGAUUGCUAUGUGAUCCACGUUCACCACAUCUUGAGUGAACUGAAGAAGCUAUUGAAGAAAGAAAAGCUAAGAUUCACCACAUAUAGAAUACAUUGACCAUGAAGAAAGCAAUAAAAGUUCUAGCUUCCUCAAGAAAAAAAGAGUUAAAGAAGUAGAUACUACUCCCAUGUGUUCCACACCAAGCUCGUUUACAAUUCGUAAGAACUUGGUUCCCUAACAUAUGAGCCCGCCUAACACUUAGUUCUUAUCAUCUUCAAUUGUAAUGCCAAUGCUUCAUUCAUUAAUCUGAGUCUUCGUAGUUUGUGCAUGACUCCUCCCGGCUAGGAAUGGAUCGGGUUGGUUGAUUAUCGGUCAACCGACUUUAAAGUAUUUUGGUAAUAGUAACCACCAAUUGACUUAUCUCUACAUGGGUCGGGUGAAAUUAUCGACCGGAUUUCAUGGUUUGAUUGACAAUUGAUUAUCGGCCAAAAAAAAUAGGUUGGUCAUGGGUCAGUUGAUGUGUAAAACCGAUCCCCCUUUUUUCUUUUUGAUUCAAUUGGUGUAGUCACUCCUUUAGCCAAAGUAUAGUUUCUCAAUUGGCGUCUUUUUCUUGAAAGUACUCUCUUUGAUGUAAGGUGAGUAGGGUAAACUGGAGUUAAGGUAUUGAUGCAGGUGACCCAAUCAAGUAAGUCUCACAUUGCUCAAUGUACUGUGUACUAUGUACUCUGUCUACAAAUAGACAUGCACACACUGCAUGGAACAUUGUCUCACCUAUUCUACAAGAUUUAUUCUAGCAAUAAAAAAGGAAAGUAAACAACAUUUAUGAGCUCAAUGGAUCGUGUUGAAAUAAGCUUUGAAGAUCCCAAUUGGCGAAGAUGGAACCAACAUACGGAGUCCCUGAAGAAAAAGGUGUUUCCCACCAUGACCUUAGGGGCUAGCAAAAUGAUGGAACGUACGCUGCGUGAAGCUGUGGUAGCAGGCGAUAUUGAUGGCUUCAUCGAAAGGCUUGAACGGUUCAUGUUGGAGAAGCAACUAGCCGCAAAUGUCAUUGUCGAACAACCGAGUCCGAUAGGGAACACAUUGCUUCAUAUUGCAGCAGAUUCAAGGAAGGUUGAGAUUACUCAACUUUUGGCUCAUCACUUUCCAAAUCUACUUCCCAAGUUAAAUUAUCAAGGUAAUAGUGCACUUCAUCUUGCUGCUAGAGCCAAAAAGCAUGAAAAGACAAAUCAUCAAGUUGAUAUUGCACUUUAUCUUGCUGGUAGAGCUAAAAUGCUUGAAACGGUUAAAGUUCUCGUCAACAUCGCAAAGACUCUUCCGCCUUCAACUACUUCUGAUGAUACAUUUAUGAUGAUCAAGAAUGAGAAAGGAAACACUGCGUUACAUGAGGCGGUGAUCCAAGAAAUCCAGGAAGUAGCCUUCACCGAUUUACCUGAGGCAGUGAUGCAAGAACGCCAUAAAGUAGCAUAUUGGCUUAUUCAAGCAGAUCAUGAAGCAGCUUAUUGUGUCAACGAGGAAGGUAAAUCUCCUUUGUACCUGGCUACGGAGCUUGGCAACAAAAACAUGCUGACACUGCUUUUGGAAGAAAUAGCUACCGAUGGCGAUGGCUAUGCAGUACUUGAAAAGUUAAAAGGAGAGAAGUCCCCAGUUGAUGCAGCUCUUCUGCAUGAAAACUCAGGUAUGCUAAAAGAAAUAUCUAUCAAAAAGCCUGAACUUCUUCACUACAUUGACAAAGAAGGUAAGAGCCCAUUUCAUUAUGCAGCAUCCAUUGGUUCCGUCGAGGGAAUCAAAUUCCUCUUAAAAGCAAAGGAAGAUGGUGCCCUGGUAAGAGACAAUAAUGGCUUCUAUCCGAUCCACGAAGCAUGCAAAAAUGGUCACGUUGAUGUUGUCAGGCUGUUGCUUGAAUUGUGGUCUGAUCCAGGGGAGUUUCUCACUAAUAAAGGCCAAAAUAUCUUUCAUGUUGCCGCUGAAAGUGGAGAAGAAACUGUGGUGAGGUAUCUACUCCAUGCUCAGAAGCUCGCAGACUUUGUGGUGGAGAUGGUGAACCAGAAGGACAAGGAAGGAAAUACACCUUUGCAUUUGGCGACUUUACAUGCCCGUUCUAUAGUAGUGUUUAGGCUGGUGCGCGAAAAAAAUGUUGACAACAAAUUGAAAAAUGGUGCAAACUUGACUGCUUAUGAUCUUGCUGUGGAGCAAUCAACGAUAGUAGAUUUGGGGAGCUCAGAGAAAUCCAAGUUAGAAGCAAUGGGCAAGGCAACAGGGUCAGAACUUCAGGGUCGUAAAACCCUCAUGGUCGAUGAUCAUCAGAAGAAAUCUAACUUAUCGGGAUGGAAACUCCGAGAAUCUUACGAAAGGAUGAUGACUCUAUCUAUCUUACAAUACGCCGCUCAUGCACCUUUAUCUGAUAAACUCCGCGUUCAACCCCGGCCACCAAGUAAGGAAGAUGUUUCAGCGAGCAUAAACAGUCUUAUUGUUGUAGCAACACUAGUUGCAGGUGCAACAUUUGCUGCUUCAGUCGCUAUACCCGGUGGGGAUUCUGAAAAAGAAACAAAAAAUUACAGAUAUGCGUUUCUGAUUUUCAACACUAUGGCAAUGAAUAUGGCCAUAAUUGCAGCAAUCAUUCUGUGCUGGGCACAACAAGGUGAUAUUAACAUAGCAUCUCUGGCUGCUUGGGGCGUGUCGUGGAUCGUGGGAGGUUCCCUCUACAUGCUUUGCUUCGCAUUCUUAUCCGCAGUACUUAUAGCAGUUAGCAAAUACACGACAUUUGCUUGGAUUGUUGUUGUGAUUGAAGGGGUGUAUAUUGUUUUCCACACAGUGCUUUUGGUUCCUCUGGUAAUGCCAUCCAGGAUCAAGCAGAUGCUCAUAAGACUCUUUUACUUGGUUUUGUUUUCUGUAUACUACAUUGUUGUAAGGUUAGGGAAACGAUCUGCUCUCGGAGGCAAGAAAAGUACCAGCAAUCCUUGAAAGAUUUCUCGGAGCAAUAUGAAUAAAUGACUGUAAUAUUAAGUGUGUUUGAGUGUGUGUGUUUCUUUGUAUACGUACUUACGAAUUGUUUUUCAUUCAAGUUGUAUUGUUCUGAAGACCACCAUUGAUGUACUGGAAUGCAAAGGAACAUUUUAAUGUUCUAUCAUGUACAAUGAUACAAAUAUUUAUGCCCAUGUUAUUUAUGGUUACUUAUCUCAUACUUAAUCAAAUAUUAAAGUACCCAACAAGUGGACAAGUGGUACCCCAACCGAGACCAUGUUAAAAUUCUCAACCUUAACACAAUAUUGUUAAUAAGGAUAUUGUCCGUUCCGAGCCACGGGC